AUGUCCCGGGUCAUCCUUUUGUGCUUGGUCAAUCUGUGCUCGUACGCUGGCUUAGUCAGUGGCGUCUUACGGGUGAUGACGUUCAUAUUUGGUUUAUCUGGAGCGUCAGUGAAUAAUGGUCUACAGAAGAUUGCUAAACACAUUCUCCUAGUGAAUCCAGAUAUUGUAGCACUGCAGGAAGUGGAGAACGAGCAUGUUGUUGGCAAUUUGACUCAAAUGCUUGGCGAAGAGUGGGUUGGCGUGCAUCAUACAAAUCGAACUCCACCGGAUACGGCUAUCUUGACUAGGCAUGAGUUCCAUCCACAUUCCUACACCGACACCAGUACCGGUAUUGGAAUACGAAUCCUUGUCGACUCUCUAUUUUUCGUCAAUUUCUGGUCAGUGCAUCUCGAUUAUCUCUCCUAUGGGCCAUACGCAGCUUAUAACAAGAUGGUGACGUCAAUGGAUCAAAUUCUUGCAGGAGAAAGGCCUAGCCAUUAUUUAGGUAGG
Messenger RNA from Ostertagia ostertagi, 489 nucleotides. The record is from the annotation of a GenBank genome assembly. Lineage: Eukaryota; Metazoa; Nematoda; Chromadorea; Rhabditida; Trichostrongylidae.